CGCUUCGCGUGCUCCGCGUUUCGCGUCCCCGGAGCGGCCAAGAACAGGACGGCCAGGACGGCGCGCGUGCCGGCGUCGCCCACUGCUGUAAGACGGGGCGCUCCGAGUUGUCGCCGCGACGUCAGUGUCCUAAUCUAGCCUGUGUGUGUGUGUGUCCGUGCCGUCGCCACGGACGCCAACACUCCGCGACAAGAGUCCGCCACUGCCAGCGAAAUUGGAGUGGAUAUCGUCGGCUCCUCUUCAUUAUUCGCGCGAAGACAGAGAGACAGCCAGACAGAGAGGAGGGAUAAAAUAAAAAGAAGCGUCCCUGCGGUGCCCUGUGGAGAGAGAAGAAGUGUGUGGUCUCGGAGGAAAAAGGAGACGACGCCGACCCCAGUGCAGUGACUGUGUGGUUUUGCUCGCCUUCGACGACAUCAUGAGAGGCAGUGCCGCACGUCAGAGCGCGUAGACCUAUGUGCGCGCCCUUCUGCCGCGGCUGCUGCUGCGGCCUGUGCCCGUGCGUGCGCCUGUGCCCCGGACACUCUGCGGUCCACGACUCCAGCCGCUCCAGCACGCCGUCGUCGUCCAGCAGCCAGGCCGCCAUGAACUGGGGGCUGUCGCAGAGCCACGCCGGCGGCCACGGCUGGUUCUCGUCGCUGCGCCGCUCCCGCAAGAACAAGGGCAAGCAGCACUCGGGGCCCGGCCCCGGGCCGCCCGGCUUCGACCAGCGGCGCGCGCGCUCGGCGUGGGACCUGUCCCGCAACCACACGCUGUCGUCGAGCAGAAUGCAACUCAAAGAUGAGCUCGGCGAAGUCGUGGCGGAGAUGGAGAACAUGGACUCUGCGGACGAGAGCAAAAACAACACGAAAGCCAAGCAGAUGUCGAUCGGCCGGAAGAAGUUCAACAUGGACCCGAAGAAGGGCAUCGAGUUCCUGAUCGAGCACGGCCUGCUGGUGCACACCUGCGAGGACGUGGCCGCCUUCCUGUACAAGGGCGAGGGCCUCAACAAGACGGCCAUCGGCGACUACCUGGGCGAGCGCAACGACUUCAACGAGCGCGUGCUGCGGUCCUUCGUCGACCUCCACGACUUCACGGACCUCAUCCUCGUGCAGGCCCUCAGGCAAUUUCUUUGGAGCUUCCGACUCCCUGGCGAAGCGCAGAAGAUUGACCGAAUGAUGGAGUGCUUUGCCCAGCGAUACUGCCAGCUCAACCCAAAUAUCUUUACUAACACAGAUACAUGCUAUGUGCUAUCAUUUGCUAUAAUUAUGCUCAAUACCAGUUUACAUAAUCCAAGUGUCAAAGAAAAGCCUACUGUAGAGCAGUUUAUAUCUAUGAACCGUGGUAUUAACAAUGGAGGAGACCUUCCAAGGGAACUAUUAGUUAGUUUGUAUGACAGUAUAAAAACCGAACCAUUUAAGAUACCAGAAGAUGAUGGCAAUGAUCUCAUGCAUACUUUCUUUAACCCAGACAAGGAAGGCUGGUUAUGUAAACAAGGGGGUCGCUACAAGAGUUGGAAGAGAAGAUGGUUCAUUCUGAACGAUAACUGUUUGUACUACUUUGAAUACACCACUGACAAAGAACCCCGAGGCAUCAUUCCUUUGGAAAAUAUAAGAGUCCGAGAAGUUCAUGAGCGCAGUAAACCGCAUUGCUUUGAAUUGUAUGCAUCAGGUUCAGACUUCAUUAAGGCAUGCAAAACAGAUAGUGAAGGGAAAGUGGUUGAAGGUAAACACACUGUGUAUCGAAUGUCAGCAGCAUCAGCCGAAGAGAAAGAUGAAUGGAUUAAGUGUGUAAGGCAAAGCAUUAGUCAUAAUCCAUUUUAUGACAUGCUUUCAGCUCGUAAAAAGAAGGCUCAAAAGAAUAAUGUUCAUCACCAUAAUCAUGCAAGAACUUAGUCCUGUGAUCGUGAUUUGUAAAUGAUUGUGUGUUGAAAAAUAAUUGUUAAAUAUCUUCCUUGUUAUGUGUUUCCAUUAGUGAUUGUUCUCAUUGGAUUCCAUGUUUAUUUUUUAUUUUAAAUUGAAUUUACUGUGUUUGUUGUGGAUGUAUUAUUAGACUUUAAUCCUGGGUUUGGAGACACAUUAACUUCUGGUUUUAUGAUCUCAGGUUGAUUCUGAAUCUAAUAAUUAGAGAGCGGUUUAAUAUCUCACGCAGUAAUACCCUGUUGGCAGAUUUCAAAUUUGUGUGAUAGUCCUCUGCCUCUGCCUACAUUGUUUGAUGUUGCAGCCGCAGCCUGUACUCCCACUCCUUUUUUCUCUGCUUGAGGAAACAACCAUUUCCUCUUUCUCACCACCCUUCUACUUAAUUGAAGCUCAAAAAAGGAAUAUGAAAGUAUACAGCUAGCCUUGCUUCCUUUGAGAAUUUAUACUCUUAAGGCACUAUAAAGUGAUUCUGGGGUAUGAUAUUCUUUUAUUUGUAUUCUGUGAAUCAAAACGGACUCAUGUGUGCCAAGAUAAUAUUCAUAAGGCAUGAGAGGUAAGAAAAUAUUUGCCUUUGUUGUAAAGAUUCCCCUUUAUUACUGUAUUUCCCACUGUUGAUAACAUAUCUGUCCAUAUGCUUAUUUAGUUCAAGUUAGUUUGAUAGUCUUGUAAAAUGUAGGCAGAUUAUCAGCGCUGUGUGCUUAUUCAGUGCUUGUCUGGGGUUUUUUUAUGCAUCAAGGGGCCAUUUAUUAAAUGGUUGUGGACUGUAUUUUAUCAUGUGAUGUAAGCAGAGCUCUUUCCUUCCCCAUUAUUUAAGUCACUAUUUAACUGUGAUUGUUUUUUCCACUACCUUAAAAAAUUAUAUGAAAUGAAAAUGUGCCUUAUAGUAUCGACAAGGGAUACACACAUUAUGUUAAUGUUGACCAUUUGUUUAAUUUCUGUGUGCCACUAAGAAGUGGCUUAUUCCUGUGUGUAGCUGGCCAAGGAAGCUUUCUAUUGUUUUAAAACAAGUGAAGUGUUCAAAUCUAUGAUGCUUCUUUGAAAACUGUAAUAUUUAUUCUAGUUAUUUUAAAAUUCUCACUAGUUGUAUGUGUAUGUGUUUCUGUAAUACAGGUCGCUUGCAAGUUUACCUUCCAGCAAUUAAAGUACCCCAAUCAAUCUGUUCUUGAAGAUACAAAUUCUGUUCAGGAAAUGGCAGUGUGCUAUGGCUGUUUCACUUUGCCAUUCUUGACAUUGUCUAUUGUUCAUGAGUAAGGAUGAGUUAGUCUGUGAUGCCAUUCUCAUAAUUUUUGUCUGAUUGCAGAUUAUGAUUUAGUACUUGUUUGACACAUUAAGUUACUGUUUGAAAAGAGUGCCCGAAAAUCAAUGUGGUGCAGAUCAAUCAAAUCAUAUGUGUCUUUGGUUACCCUUCUAAGCUUUUACAAUCUUUCCUGGCAGCUAGAAUGAGUUCCAAUAGCAAGUCUUGUAACAAUGUUUGUGUGACAAAGUAAGCAUGGAAACAAUGUUAAACUCUUUGCUCAAAAAAUAAUUUACACUGAUCUCAAAGUAAAUUUAACAAGUCACCCCCUCCCCUCCCCCCCCUUUUUGUGUGUGUGCUUGUUUGUUGCAUGUAUGGAAGAUUCAGUUAUUUGCUAUUUUGGUUGUAAAAUCUGCCUAUGGAAUGACUUUGUCCAUUUCUAAAAUUCUUAAAGAACAUUAAAAUUUAUUUUAAAUUUAAUAUGAUGCAUUCACAAUGAGAUCAGAUCCAUUUAAUGAUCAAACCUGUACCAUCUGCGUAUUUUAUUUUUAAUGUUUCUUAUCCAUGGACAAUUGUACAAUACACGCAAGACAUGGCUCUGUCCACAUUGUCGUAGUUAUAGGAUUCUUGUUGGCACCUCAUAUGUAAUAUGUGUCAAAAAACAUAAUGUGUGAACUUACCACACUUCAAUUCAGAUAGGCACUUAAAUUUAUGUAUCUCUUGCUUCAAGAUCAAGAGGUUUAAUGUAAUUGGUCUCCUGACAGGCUUAUUUUCUGAUCAAAGAAAACCCGAUCUUAAAUCUAUGUUGAUUGUCAUCUAGUUGAUUCUCAUAAUGUUUAUUUAUUUAUCACCAUGUGUGUAGAUUUGUGAAAUCAAAACUGUAAAUUUGUUUAUAUAUUAAACAUUUUAUGUAUGUGUGUAAAUGUGGAAAGUGGUAUUGUACAUUUCCAGUUGUAUAUUUUGUUUAUUGUAAUAUAAUUUGCGCAUAGAUUUCAUAUUGAGGAAUUGUACAUAAGAUUUGUAAGUAAAAUGUUAUUUUGUAAAUGUACAUAAUUAUGCCAGUUCAAACACAUCUGCAGAACUUGAGGACCUAUUGUGUUUUCAUGCAUCAUCCCUGCCCUGGAGUGCAAUACAGCCUUCAACAGAAAGUGGUACUCCUCCUCAUCCAUGAAAUCCUUUUUCACAAGUCCAAGGAAGUGUUUAUUUUGUUUUGUUUCAAUAAGGGUGCUUGAAAUACCAUUUAAGGAGGAGUCCCCAUUGAAGUGACUUUUCAAAUGUGAUUCAGAUUCUUCUGUCCCCGAGUAAGUUACUUUAUUAGGGAUGUCCUAUGUGACCCUGUGAAUCUCUCAACUUAGUUGAUCAUCAAGUUAAUUAUUCUACUGCUUCCCAAAUUAUUUGUUUGUUUGUAUUCAUCUUUUAAGAAUUUUUUUUCUUUGAUUGAUCGAAACAUGAUCAGUUUCACAUUACCUUUUUAAUUAUUGAGAUCCUUUGUGGGCCCUACAAUUGUAAAUACCAUGGUUCCAACCGGAACAUCACUGUAUUGUAUGUAGCAGUAAGAGGUGUGUGUAAGCAUAUUGAGGGAGGUGCAUUUCAGUUCUUAAUAAAUCUGAAAAUAAUA
This is a messenger RNA of Thrips palmi, 4747 nucleotides long. RefSeq names its product cytohesin-1 (gene step). The transcript has 10 exons. The record is from RefSeq and is a predicted model, not a curated record. Gene Ontology annotation, molecular function: guanyl-nucleotide exchange factor activity. Gene Ontology annotation, biological process: regulation of ARF protein signal transduction. Lineage: Eukaryota; Metazoa; Arthropoda; Insecta; Thysanoptera; Thripidae. Bases 453 to 1871 code for a protein of 472 amino acids.